Molecule: messenger RNA, 1209 nt
Organism: Geodia barretti
Lineage: Eukaryota; Metazoa; Porifera; Demospongiae; Tetractinellida; Geodiidae
Source: the annotation of a GenBank genome assembly
UCUGUUCAUUAACCAUGCUUCAUGUAUCCCAUCCCUAUCUUGUCUCCCUAUCUUUUUAUACAAUCCCUAUAUGCCUCUUUUUUAAAAUUCGGAGGAUUUUUUAUUUACUUGUAGUACACUAUUUUAGAGGUGUGAAAAUCAGAAAUGAGUGACAUGUAAAACCUGAUAGAUGUGGAAGUACAUGAGUAGUAGCAACAUUUAAAAAAACCUAGGCUACAAAGUAAGGACAGAAACCCUGCAUGAAUGGAUGAACUAUAAUGCAACCCUCAGCCCUGUACAUGAGCAUUACUUUUGAAGGGUGUGGCCUCAGUGUUUAUCGCGGCAAACUAUAUAGUACCACUCAACUAGAGCUCUUUGAAGUAACGUUUUUCUUGAACGAGCGAAGGAUAACCAAGGGAGUAGGUGAGUGGACAUUGUGGCCAUUUCAUAUUUAAAAAGGAAAAUGCAUUGCCUUAAUGAAAUUGUGCUCUUAAAAACGAAAAUUGUCAGUUAAAUUUGACUUUGAUAAUCAAACUAAUUUUCAAUUUUUGACAUGUAUUUUGCAUUUUGCCAGCGUGUGAAUUGUGGUUAAAACCUUGUAUUUCCUGUUUUAAAUUGUACUUUUCUUUUUUCCAAGCCAUUAAGUUUGCGCAGGCAUAAUCCUUGCAGGGACGUUAUGUGGCGGGGGCCGGGGAAGGUCUCGUUGACGUGGAACUGUGCGUUUACAAAGCAGUAAUAACCAGCGAUCUUCCCAGGGCAGAGAGAUAAUGGAGAAGUAUAGGAUCAGUAAGAGUGAUGGCUCUGUUGUGUUUGGACAACUUUUGGGGAUGUGCGACCAUAUCACUUUCACCCUUGGUAAAUACGGAUAUGCGCCAUACAAAUACAUGCCAUAUGGACCAGUGGAAGAUGUUAUUCCAUACUUGAUUAGGAGAGCUCAUGAAAACAAAGCAAUGCUUGAAGGAGCUGAUGAAGAAAGAAAACUUGUUAGAACAGAGCUUAAAAGAAGGUUUCUUCAAUUAAAAUUUCAGUAAAGGAACAUCAAGAAGAGCAAGGAGAGGGAUUUUUGCAGGAAGUCUGGCAAACAAACAGAGAGAUUGAACGAUGUCAUCCUCUUCUUUUGGAUUAGUAUAGAAAAAUAGAAUUGGAGGGUCUGCAUCAUAUUUUUCAUUGCAUUCCAGUGCCACUGCCUCCAAGCAAUCUUUUGCUUUGGCUACAUUUUCAUUUGAUCCA